Messenger RNA from Paraglomus brasilianum, 1452 nucleotides. The record is from the annotation of a GenBank genome assembly. NCBI's taxonomy places the organism in Eukaryota, Fungi, Glomeromycota, Glomeromycetes, Paraglomerales, Paraglomeraceae.
AUGGUAAAGAAGAAAAGCGGCAGAACUCUCAACCCUGCGGACGCUCAUCGCAAAGCGAUGCGGCAGAAGGAAAUCAAGAAGAAUAAAGCUGAGAGGAAGAGAGUUCGUACGAUGGUUAUGGUUCGCAAAGAUACUACCAAAUUAGAAGAUGAGAUCGGAAGAUAUAGAUCAUUAGACAGAGAGAAAAGGCUUGACAAGAAUGGAAAGGCAAAAUUAAAAGAUUUGCUUGAAAAACUAUCAAAGAUUCAUGAAAUUAAAAAGGCUCACGGUGUAAAUAUAGAAGUUGAAAAAGGGAAACCAUCCAAAUCUAGAACACCAAUAUACUUUCAUCCAACGCUAAAUCCAUCCGGAUUACCUCCUCCAGGCGUUUCAGGUUCACCAAAGCCUGGAGACAGUGAUGAAGAAGGUGAUAAUGAAGAAGGUUAUGAAGUUAGCACCGCUGAGGAAGGGGACAGCUCUGAAGCGGAAGGUUCUUCAAGCGAAGAUGAAGGGAAAGAAAUAUCAGAUGAAGAUAUUCCUCUACCUUCCAGUCCACCAACACGUGAAUCAUCAUCAGACGAACUACCCGACCUUCCACCAGGCCCUCCUCCACAAAAGCCAGAAGACAAGCGAGCUGGUCCGCCACCCGCACGUCGAGUUGAACAGUCGUUUGGCUCAUCUAUGCCAAUGUUGAGACCACGACCCUUCGGGCAAGAGCCUCCAAAUAUGAUGCCCUUUGGGGGAAUGCAGUAUCUUCCAAUGUAUCCGCCACCAUUUAAUGGUGCACCUGGAAUAAUCAAUAAUAUGAGACCUGGAAUGAGACCAACGCUUCCACCCCAAGCAUUUUCGCCAAAUUCAGGACCACCACCGUUCGGUAUGCAACAUCCGCCCUCAACGAUGCACAGUUUCCGACCUUCUGUCCAUACUCAACUCCCACCUCCUCCCUCAGCCCGCCCACCCCAAUCUCGCGCCGCCCCAUUUUCCCACUAUGGCCCUCCGCCAGUUCCGUUUCCCCAUACUGCUCCACUAAAACCACCCGCUGUCACUGCCUUCUUACCAAAGUCAAAGUCCGGUACUCCAGCCCCAACUCCCGUGAUCCGAGCUGAACCGCAAGUUAGAAACCUUCAAAAAGAACUCACAACUCUUGUUCCGGCAUCGGUUUUGCGUAAAAAGGCUACGGCUUCUAAGCAGAAAGCAAACCGGCCGCUAGUGAAUGCUGCUCCUAGAGUAGAUGACGAAGAUGGGUCGGACAACGUUGUGCCAUUGAAGAGGUCAGCAGCGGUGGCAGAGAUAUCAGUAUUGAAUGGAAAGGAAGGAGACGAGAAUAAUUUGGCAGAAACGGUCUUGACAGCUGGAGGAUCAGCGGGGUCAGCAGCAGUUGCAACAGGACAGGCAUCCGCGAAAAAGACCAAGAUUAGAAAGAAAGUUGAUGAAUAUGAAAAGUUUAUGUCAGAGAUGGCAGAUCUACUAUAA